Messenger RNA from Trichechus manatus latirostris (Florida manatee), 4926 nucleotides. RefSeq names its product RIMS-binding protein 3C. Gene Ontology annotation, biological process: fertilization; spermatid development. Lineage: Eukaryota; Metazoa; Chordata; Mammalia; Sirenia; Trichechidae. Gene Ontology annotation, molecular function: benzodiazepine receptor binding. Bases 1 to 4926 code for a protein of 1641 amino acids. The record is from RefSeq and is a predicted model, not a curated record. The transcript has 2 exons. Gene Ontology annotation, cellular component: manchette; nucleus.
AUGACCAAGGACUAUCCCAACCCCUUGGGGGGCGGCCGCGCAUCACCCAAGAAGCCGGGUAGCCCGGGCCCGGCGGCGGCGGUGCUGGAAGAGCAGAGGCGAGAACUGGAGAAGCUGCGGGCCGAGCUGGAGGCGGAGCGGGCGCGCGGACGAGCGGAACGGCGACGCUUCGCCGCCCAGGAGCGCCAGCUGCGAGAGGCGGGCGAGCGGCAGCGGCAGCAGCUGGUGGACCACCUGCGCUCCAAGUGGGAGGCGCAGCGCGGCCGGGAGCUGCGGAAGCUGCAGGAGGCAGUGCUGCGAGAGCGCGAGGCCGAGAUCCGGCAGCUGCUGCGCUGGAAGGAGGCCGAGAUGCGGCAGCUGCAGCAGCUGCUGCAUCGCGAGCGCGACGGCGUCGUGCGCCAGGCCCGGGAGCUGCAGCGUCAGCUGGCCGAGGAGCUGGUGAACCGCGGCCACUGCGGCCGCGCGAGGGCGCCCGAGGUGGCAGCCGCACAGUGCCGCUGUCGCCUGCAAGACGUGCUGGCGCAGCUGCGCUGGGAGACAGACAGCGAGCAGGCCGCGCGCAUACGCUACCUGCAGGCGGCGCUAGACGUAGAGCGCCAGCUCUUCCUCAAGUACAUUCUAGAGCACUUCCGCUGGCGCCCCGCUUUGUCUGCGACCCCCGGCCCCCAGGCCGUGCGUGUCUCGGAAGAACCGCCGCCCAAGGCCGCCAGCCGCCGCCCAGAGCCGACCUGUCGACGAGGAUCCCUCCACAGCUUGAGCACCGGCACCUGCGUGCGCUCCCGCUCCCUCGACUUGGUGCCCACCGCACGCUCCAGCUCCUCCGACCGCCUGCUCCCCACGCGCGCGAGCUCCGUCGACUCCCUGGCCCCCGCCCAAUGCCGCUCGUUCGACAGCACCCGGAGUCGUCCCAAGGGCUCCGAAGCCGAAGAGCUGACCUCCUGCUUGCCAAAUGCCUCCAUUCCAGGCUCCCCAAGCCCCCCGCCGCCGCCGCCGCCGCCGCCACCACCACCACCACCACCACCAUCACCACCACCGCCACCACCACCGCCCCUGCCCGCUCCCCUGCCACCGUCGGAGCACAGAAAAGCUAGCGACCCGAGAGGCGGAGAAGGCUCGGGGAGCCAGCCCUGCGAGGCCCUGACCCCCUCGCUGGGCUUGGACUAUCCCGCGCUGGUGAAGAGGAACUCGGAGUUGGCCGAGGCGCUGCAGGUGCUGGCCAGCCGCUGCUCGGUCCUGAGCGAGGAGAACAGCCAGUUGCGGCGCGCCGGCUUCCCCAACGAGGCGGACGAGAAGGUUAAGCGGCUAAAGAUGAAGAACGCGAAACUGACCGGCCUGGCGCAGCGCCUAGAGGACCGCGCCCGCAAGCUGCAGGAAACCAACCUGCUGGCGGUGAGCGCGCCGGUGCCCGGUGAGAGCCGCGCAGACCUGGAGCUGUGCCAGGCCUUCGUGCGCCAGCGCACCCGGGACCUGGCGGAACAGGCGAGCGCGCUACAAGCCAAGGACAAGCAGAUCGAGGAGCUGCGGCAGGAGUGCCACCAGCUGCAGGCACGCUUCGCCUCGGGCCUCGGCAACGCCCCGCUCCCUGGAGGGGGCUCCCCUGGCACGCAGUGGCUCAACGUCAGCGACUUGGACCGGCUGCUGCGCGAAUCCCAGCGGGAGGUGUUGCGCCUGCAGAGGCAGUUGACCGUGCAGCGGGGCCAGGGUGGCGCCCGCGCGGAGGCGGGCGGCCAGAGCGCACCCUGCGACGAGGCGCUUCGCCAGGUGCAGGAGCUGGAGUGCGAGCUGGGCGCGCGGCGGCGCGAGUGCAAGGAGCUGGGCGCGCAGGCCGCAGCGGCGCGGCGACGAGGUGACGAGGCCGAGGCGCAGCUGCAGGCAGCGCUGCGCAAGGGCGCUUGGCUGGCAGAGGAGAACGCACGGCUGCAGGCCCAGGCCGACUGGGUGCGGAAGGUGGAGGCGGAGAACAGCGACGUGCUUGGGCAGCUGGGCCGCGCGUGCCAGGAGCGCGACACCGCAGGCCUGCUGGCGGAGCAGCUGCUUCAGCAGGCGGCGCGCGGGCAGGACAGGCAGCAGCAGCUGCAGCACGACCUGCGGAAUGCCCUGCGGGACCUCCAGGCUGCCCAGGAGGAGAUUUGGGCAUUGCAGUGUCAGCCCCGAGAGGCCACCCAAGUCCCUAAGUCCCCAGCCUGGGGCACCAGAAGGCCCAAGUUCCAACAAGGGCUUGAAGACCAAGCACUGUCCCAGCCCAGCAGGGACAAGCAGAUGAGGGAAGCCUCACUGACAGAGAGCCAAUUUGCCCUUGGGGAGCCAGCCAGUGCUCCCCACGUACCAGCCGGAGUCCCUGCAGACUGGCCUCCAGACUCUAGGCCCCAGGCCAAGAAAGCCAGCUCUAACUCCUCCUCAGAGAUGGAGUCCAUGUGGGCCACUGUGCCGUCCUGCCCUAAUCUGGACUUGGACACAGCAAGCGAGGUGGAUGACCUGGAGCUGGACAAUGUGUCCCCGACCUUGGACAUGGGGGUCUUAGAGGCCCCCACCACCACAAAGGUCAAGAUCUUCCUGGCCCGGUAUAGCUACAACCCAUUUGAGGGGCCCAAUGAGCACCCUGAGGGGGAGCUGCCCCUCACAGCUGGAGACUACGUCUACAUCUUUGGCGACAUGGAUGAGGAUGGCUUCUAUAAGGGGGAGCUUGAGGAUGGCCGGCAGGGGCUUGUGCCCUCCAACCUGGUGGAGCAGGUCCUGGACAGUGACAUUCUGGGCUGCCUCCCCUCCAAGUCCCCCAACCUUGACCCCAUUCUGCUCCCGGCCAGACAGAGCAAAGCUUCACAGGAAGACACUAGUCUCAGCUUCUUACCAGGGAAAACCCAUGCUGCAGCCGACAGGGGGUCACACCCGGUGGCUAAUGCGGGCUCCAAGACAGAAGUGGCAGUGGAGAUCUUGGAUACAAAGAUGGAAGCCCGCCGGCUGGGCUUGCUGCAGAGUGUAGAGGAGCAGGGCUUCUCCAGAGCCCUUCUAGGGGCCAGGGGGCCCCUCUGUGUGGCCCCCAUGCAACUAGGGCUGCAGAAUGUCAGAUCCACAUCUGUCGAGAUCACCUGGGUCUGCAGCAGCAGCAGCCACCCCCACAUGGUGUACCUCGAUGACCAGGAGCAUGCACUGACCCCAGCAGGUGUGAGCUGCUACACCUUCCACAGCCUGCAUCCCGCCACCAGAUACCAGGUGCGGGUGGAGGUACGACUGCCGUGGGACUUGCUGCAGGUGCACUGGGAAACCAUGUCCUCCACCAUCACCUUUGCCACACCCUUGGCUGGACCCCCUGACCCUCCACUGGAUGUACUGGUGGAGCACCACUCGUUGCCAGGCCUCCUGGUGGUCAGCUGGCUUCCUGUGACCAUCAACUCAGCUGGGUCCUCAAACGGUGUCCAAGUCACGGGCUAUGCUGUGUAUGCUGAUGGGCUCAAGGUUGCAGAAGUGGCUGAUGCCACUGCUGGGAGCACCCUGCUGGACUUUUCUCUACAAGUACCUUUGACGUGCCAGAAGGUCUCAGUGAGAACCAUGUCCCUUUGUGGUGAGUCCCUGGAUUCGGUGCCGGCCCAAAUUCCGGAGGACUGUUUCACAUGUCACCAAUUGACGGAGACCUCUCCCUUUGGCUAUACCUUUGGCGACCCAUCCACCUGCAGAGUCACCUUCCCUGUCUGCCCCCAGAAGCCAGCGCUGGCUCCUCUGAGUGCCAAGGCCAACCCCCAUGCCCCUAGAAGCUGUGGGGAGCCCCAGGCAGAGUUUCUAGAAGCAUUCCCUGAAGAACCCCCAGGGAAGUGGUCCCCAGUGCCCACCCUGAGUUCAGAAGGAGAGUAUCCAAGUUCGGGGGCUGGCAGCCAAGCCCAGGGGAUCCCAGAGGCCUGGGAGGUCUGCAGGAAGGACCUGCUCUUCCCAAAGAGUAUCCAGGACCACAGGCAACCACUACCUGGCAGCCAGUCUGCAGGGGAAGAAAACCACUACCAGGACGUGGGCACCAGCAAAAGCCCCGCUCCAGGACUCGUCCAUCCUUCACCCGAGUGUGGGCCCGUGAAAGUGCCCUGUCAGUGCAAGGCUUCCCUGGAGAAGGCCCUCAGGCAAAAGCAGGAUGCUCAAGUGUCUGGCCCUGCCCAGCAGGGCCCCAGCCAGCAGUAUGUAUCUGACUGCCACAAAAUGUUGGCAGAAGAGACAGAAGUGUGCUUCCAUGUGUGGGGCACGGAGCGGCAAGGGCAGAGGGAGUUGCUCAGGGCCCAGAGUGGGCGAGGACAGGCAUUUGGGGGCAAGCAAGAGAGUCAGGUCCAUGAGCCGAACUCGGUGCUGUGUCCAACUCUGUCCAGCAAAGUCAUCAAGAUGUCUAGGGUUUAUCCCACAUGGCUGGGGCAGGAGUCGGACAUUCUGGCCAGGGUCUUCAUGGCCCUCUUUGAUUAUGACCCCCUGGUGAUGUCUGUCAGCCCCCAGGCUGCAGAGGAGGAGCUGGCCUUCCAGAAAGGGCAGCUACUGAGGGUGUGGGGGUCUCCAGACCCCAAGGGCUUCUACCGUGGUGAGUACGGUGGACAGGUGGGCAACAUCCCUGGGCACCUGGUGGCAGAGGCAAAGGUGGGCAGGGAGUGGACCAAUGGGAGGUGGCAUCUGCCGGCUCAAGGGCACUUGAGCUCUGUGAGCUCCUUCUCCACGGCCCAAGGGAAUACCAAGAGAUCCCCACUGUGGACUCCAAAGACCAUGAUGGCCGCUCAGGACUAUGACCCCAGAGACAGGCAAGCAGGGGGCCGGGCAAAGGGCAAGCUGUCUCUGAGGGCAGGGGACAUGGUCACAGUCUAUGGGCCUGUGGAUGACCAGGGAUUCUACUAUGGGGAGUCAGGAGGCCACCGGGGCCUCGUCCCAGCCCACCUCCUGGAUCACAUGUCCUUCCACGCAGAGUGA